This is a messenger RNA of Cricetulus griseus (Chinese hamster), 1627 nucleotides long. The record is from RefSeq and is a predicted model, not a curated record. NCBI's taxonomy places the organism in Eukaryota, Metazoa, Chordata, Mammalia, Rodentia, Cricetidae.
UGGAACCGCAGCAACCCCAGGUUUCAGGUGGGCACCCUGGGUGACGGUGGUGGCUACACAGUGGAGGUGAGUAUCAAUGACUAUCUGGACAUCUACUGCCCACACUACGGGGCUCCGCUGCCCCCGGCCGAGCGCAUGGAGCGGUACAUCCUGUACAUGGUGAACGGCGAGGGCCACGCAUCCUGUGACCACCGGCAGCGAGGCUUCAAGCGCUGGGAAUGCAACCGGCCUGCAGCGCCAGGGGGGCCCCUCAAGUUCUCAGAGAAGUUCCAACUCUUCACCCCCUUUUCCCUGGGCUUUGAGUUCCGUCCUGGUCACGAGUACUACUACAUCUCUGCCACACCUCCCAACCUCGUGGACCGGCCCUGCCUGCGGCUGAAAGUUUAUGUGCGUCCAACCAAUGAGACCCUGUAUGAGGCCCCAGAGCCCAUCUUCACCAGUAACAGCUCCUGCAGUGGCCUGGGCGGCUGCCACCUCUUCCUCACCACGGUCCCUGUGUUGUGGACCCUCCUGGGCUCCUAGUGUCAGGACAAGGACACCAGCCCCACCUGGACCUGUCGACUUGUCCCUCGGACCCACCGUGGCCACCUCUGAGACAAAAACCCUUGCUGCUUCUCUUUCAUGGUGCUGUCCCACCGGAGGAGGCCGCCCACCAACCCCAGGUCCGAUGCCUGAGGAGGAGAUCCAGGCCGAGCCACUUUCUCUAUGGUUGCCAGGGAGCUCGAGACCUCCUAGCGUUGUUUUAGUUCAGUCAGGAAGACUUGAAGGUUUUCUUUUAAUUUAAUUUAUUCCCUGAUAUUGCUGGUGACAUUGGAACAAGCCAGCAGGGUGAGUGGGCCAAGGAUCUCCAGCCACUCCUUGUGUACCGCUAUUUGGGUCCCCGACGGAGCCCACCACAGACUUGUCUGACCCGGAAGGGUGCAUGGUGCCAGCCCCUCACUGGGGCCCUGGGGGCUCAUACCCCCUCUUCUAGCCACUGUCAAGCCCUCCUCCCUCAGCAUCUCAGAAAGCCCUUCAGCCCUGCAAUCCACCCCGCAACCCGGGCCCCGCCACCAGGCACAACCGGCUCUAAGGCCUGGAAGACGUUUUAUUUCUGUAAAUAGAAACCAGCAAAUGUGUACUGUGUUUUAUUUUAAUGUAUUCUUGAGGACAGAAUGGAAGUUCUUCAAAAAAAUUUUUUUUCAGACCUGCGAUUUGAGGGGACUUUUAUUUUGGUUGGGGAAAAGAGGGGUGGACUUUUUAGGAUAUAAACAACACUUUGCAAUAAACUCAUUUUUUUUUCCCUUGUCCGUUGGAGCCCUCCCCCCCCUUGAUCAUGUGACCUAGUAAUGUUUGUAAGGGGAAAAAAAAAAAAAAAGACGGACUGAAAAGGAAGGGAGCUGCCUACCAAAAAUACCGAAAGAGCAAAGGACCAAGUGAAGCUGGCCACACACACGUUUCUACGGAUUUCUACCCACCUUUCCUCACUCUGUGUUUUAUAUAUAUUCUAUAUAAAUAUAUAUUGUGGAUGGCCGCCGUGGCAAGGGGCGGCUGGGGGGCUUUUGUAGGGGUGGGGAGUUGGGUGACCCCGCCCCUCGUCAAUCAGCUUUGAAGUCUGUAUUUUUUAUAAUAAAAUGGACAGACAGUC